AAUGAAGAUGCACUUUUGCUGCUUUUGAAAAGUAGUGUGUUGGAGCUGAUCUGUUCAGCUGGACUUCAGUAGCAGGCAAAGUACAACCGCAGAGAAUGAGCUCAUUCAUUCGUGCGCGUGUGUUUCUUUGCCAAGCUUCACUUGAAAGGAGAGCAUUACAGCUCUGAAGUGUAUUGCUGCAAAAGGCCUGACAUAGAAGGAAGAUGCUGUUGAAGAGUUCAGCGGGAUUUAUUGUGCUGCUGCUCUCUCACUGCACUGCAUCAGCGAGCACCAAAGAGGCAGUGGCCUUGGCUAAUGCUCACCUUCUCCCCCAAAGAGGCUCUGAGAGACUGGCUAACAUCAGUGACGAAGUCUACCCAAGGGAUUGCUUUGAGAUUUUUCAGCGCUCCUCAGGAAGUUCCAAAGAUGGUCUUUAUAUCAUCCAACCAAAGGAAGACCCAAUUGUUGUCUAUUGUAAUAUGCAGGAUGGUGGCUGGACAGUUAUCCAGCACAUUACAGCCAAUAGUACUGUUGACUUCGACAGGACCUGGCAGGAUUACAAGUAUGGAUUUGGCUCCGUUCAAGACAACUACUGGUUAGGAAAUGAAUACAUGCAUCAGUUAACUAGCAGUUCCACACAGUAUAUACUUGGAGUCAAGCUUGUAGACCUAAAUGCUGAAAUCAAAUGGGGACAGUAUGAACCAUUCCUUAUUGAAGAUGAAGAGUCUCAAUACCGAAUCAGGGUUGGUCUGUACCAAGGCAAUGCCACUGAUGCUCUGACCCUGGAUACAGAAGCUUAUCUCCAUGACAACCAGAAGUUCACCACCAAGGACAGAGACAAUGAUAAUUUCUUCCAGAACUGCGCUAAAUUAGAACACAACGGCAUUGCAGGAGGAGGCUGGUGGUAUGACGCGUGCGCUGGCGCAAAUCUGAACCGUAGGGACGUGAUAUACUGGCAGAAGGACUGCAACAGGAUACGUGUGUGCAAGUUUGCAUGGAUGAUGAUCAAACCCAUUGACCGUGGCUUGUCAUAUAUAACUGAGUCUUGUCCAUGUCAGAAAGACGAACUGUAGAUAAACCAU
Messenger RNA from Rhea pennata, 1061 nucleotides. RefSeq names its product fibrinogen-like protein 1-like protein. Bases 204 to 1052 code for a protein of 282 amino acids. NCBI's taxonomy places the organism in Eukaryota, Metazoa, Chordata, Aves, Rheiformes, Rheidae. The record is from RefSeq and is a predicted model, not a curated record. The transcript has 3 exons.